Molecule: messenger RNA, 1704 nt
Organism: Fusarium graminearum PH-1
Lineage: Eukaryota; Fungi; Ascomycota; Sordariomycetes; Hypocreales; Nectriaceae
Product: elongation factor 1-alpha
Exons: 5
Coding region: 96-1478 (460 amino acids)
Biological process (GO): translational elongation; translation
Molecular function (GO): translation elongation factor activity; GTPase activity; GTP binding
Source: RefSeq, a predicted model, not a curated record
CUUCCCUCCUCGUCUCGCAUACCCGGUUCAAGCAUCCGAUCUGCGAAUCUCACGUUCAUCACAAACGUACACACAAACCAUCCACAACCGUCAAAAUGGGUAAGGAGGAGAAGACUCACCUUAACGUCGUCGUCAUCGGCCACGUCGACUCUGGCAAGUCGACCACUACCGGUCACUUGAUCUACCAGUGCGGUGGUAUCGACAAGCGAACCAUCGAGAAGUUCGAGAAGGAAGCCGCCGAGCUCGGUAAGGGUUCCUUCAAGUACGCCUGGGUUCUUGACAAGCUCAAAGCCGAGCGUGAGCGUGGUAUCACCAUUGAUAUCGCCCUCUGGAAGUUCGAGACUCCUCGCUACUAUGUCACCGUCAUUGACGCUCCCGGUCACCGUGAUUUCAUCAAGAACAUGAUCACUGGUACUUCCCAGGCCGAUUGCGCCAUUCUCAUCAUUGCCGCCGGUACUGGUGAGUUCGAGGCUGGUAUCUCCAAGGAUGGCCAGACCCGUGAGCACGCUCUCCUUGCCUACACCCUUGGUGUCAAGAACCUCAUUGUUGCCAUCAACAAGAUGGACACCACCAAGUGGUCUGAGGCCCGUUACCAGGAGAUCAUCAAGGAGACCUCUUCUUUCAUCAAGAAGGUCGGCUACAACCCCAAGGCUGUCGCUUUCGUCCCCAUCUCCGGUUUCAACGGUGACAACAUGCUUACUGCCUCCACCAACUGCCCCUGGUACAAGGGUUGGGAGCGUGAGAUCAAGUCUGGCAAGCUCUCCGGAAAGACCCUCCUUGAGGCCAUUGACUCCAUCGAGCCCCCCAAGCGUCCCAACGACAAGCCCCUCCGACUUCCCCUCCAGGAUGUCUACAAGAUUGGCGGUAUUGGAACGGUUCCUGUCGGCCGUAUCGAGACUGGUAUCAUCAAGCCCGGUAUGGUCGUUACCUUCGCUCCUUCCAACGUCACCACUGAAGUCAAGUCCGUUGAGAUGCACCACGAGCAGCUCACUGAGGGACAGCCCGGUGACAACGUUGGUUUCAACGUGAAGAACGUUUCCGUCAAGGACAUCCGACGUGGUAACGUCGCUGGUGACUCCAAGAACGACCCCCCCAUGGGUGCCGCUUCUUUCACCGCCCAGGUCAUCGUCCUCAACCACCCCGGUCAGGUCGGUGCUGGUUACGCUCCCGUCCUCGAUUGCCACACUGCCCACAUUGCCUGCAAGUUCGCCGAGAUCCAGGAGAAGAUCGACCGCCGAACCGGUAAGGCUACUGAGGCCGCCCCCAAGUUCAUCAAGUCUGGUGACUCCGCCAUCGUCAAGAUGGUUCCCUCCAAGCCCAUGUGUGUUGAGGCUUUCACCGACUACCCUCCUCUGGGUCGUUUCGCCGUCCGUGACAUGCGACAGACCGUCGCCGUCGGUGUCAUCAAGGCCGUCGAGAAGUCCACUGGCGCUGCUGGCAAGGUCACCAAGUCCGCUGCCAAGGCUGGUAAGAAAUAAGCGCAUUAUUUCUGAAAUGACAACCUUCGGUGGGAUCUUACGACUCUGGUCUCACGCCCAAGGGCUGAUGUACUCGCUUCUACGACGAAAUGAUCAUGUUGGCAUGAGCACUCGGCUUAUGUCUGGGGGCACGAGAUGAGGCGAAAAUAAAAGCCUGGGAUCUUGUGCAAAUCAAAAAUAGGAAUAGAGAGUCUAGAAGUGAUUCGUGCAAUUUUUCUUGUUCCCU